UAAAGGCUUGUUUACUUCUGUUUAAAUGCAGAUAUGUCGGGGAGCACAGACGGCAGCUGCAGCCGCCCCAGCUUCGCAAGCAGCACCACGUAUCAAGAAAUUUGCAAUCUACAGGUGGGAUCCCGAUAAGCCCGGGGACAAGCCUCGCAUGCAGACUUAUGAAGUGGAUUUGAAUAAAUGUGGGCCUAUGGUACUUGAUGCUCUGAUCAAGAUAAAAAAUGAGUUGGACUCCACUCUGACCUUCCGCAGAUCGUGUCGGGAAGGCAUCUGUGGUUCUUGUGCUAUGAACAUUGCUGGAGGAAACACACUGGCCUGCACCAAAAAAAUUGACACUGAUCUCAGCAAGAUCACUAAAAUCUACCCUCUCCCCCACAUGUAUGUGGUGAAGGAUCUUGUUCCAGACUUGAACAACUUCUAUGCACAGUAUAAAUCCAUUGAGCCUUACCUGAAAAAGAAGGAUGAGUCGAAACAGGGCAAGGCGCAGUACCUGCAGUCCAUAGAAGACCGUCAGAAACUGGACGGACUCUACGAGUGCAUUCUGUGUGCCUGCUGCAGCACCAGCUGUCCCAGUUACUGGUGGAACGGGGACAAGUACCUGGGCCCUGCGGUACUGAUGCAGGCCUACCGCUGGAUGAUUGACUCCAGAGAUGACUACACAGAGGAACGCCUGGCACAACUUCAGGACCCGUUUUCUCUCUACCGUUGUCAUACCAUCAUGAACUGCACAAGGACUUGCCCUAAGGGUCUGAACCCUGGCAAAGCAAUUGCUGAAAUCAAGAAAAUGAUGGCGACGUACAAAGAGAAGGCAGCCACUGCGUAACGCUCU
Molecule: messenger RNA, 826 nt
Organism: Struthio camelus australis
Lineage: Eukaryota; Metazoa; Chordata; Aves; Struthioniformes; Struthionidae
Source: RefSeq, a predicted model, not a curated record